Molecule: messenger RNA, 609 nt
Organism: Papaver somniferum (opium poppy)
Lineage: Eukaryota; Viridiplantae; Streptophyta; Magnoliopsida; Ranunculales; Papaveraceae
Exons: 1
Coding region: 1-609 (202 amino acids)
Source: RefSeq, a predicted model, not a curated record
AUGAGUAUCUAUUCUUACAUGCUUCUUUUACUGCUACUCACAGUCACAGUCCCUUCAUCAAAAAGCAAACCAGAUAGUAUCGACCAAGCAGAGCUACAGUCAGCCAUCCGCGACAUGAGAUCAAAAUACUACUACGGAUUCGUCAUGCUUUUAGAAAUGUUACUCAACUCCCCAAAUUAUACUGCUUUACAAGGCCCUGACGUGACGUUCCUCAUGCCAGAUGAUGAAGAACUUUCAGUACUUUCUAUAUCUCCGGACGGACUAACAGAUUUCAUGCUCAACCAUUCGAUCCCAAGAUGUAUGAACUAUGAAGAUUUUGCACACAUGCCUGCGGGAACCAUGAUUCCAACAAAUUUACCGAGAAACAUGCUCAGAAUUAUUACAGAUAGAAGUGCACAUGUGUUCGUCAAUCAGGCACGAAUUGUAGCUCCAGAUUUGUGCUCAGCUGGUACGAUCAAGUGUCACGGACUGAAUAGGAUUCUAUCCGACAUAAGAAGCAUUAAGAAGCCAAUAAGGAAGCUGCCAGUGCCUCAAGAAAAUACUACCAAAACUACAGGACCAGGUAGUCCUCCCAACAGAGUUGAUGAUGAUGAUGACGACCAAGAUUAA